This is a messenger RNA of Daldinia caldariorum, 2838 nucleotides long. Its product is annotated as ankyrin. The coding region runs from base 398 to 2575 and encodes 725 amino acids. Gene Ontology annotation, molecular function: protein binding. The record is from RefSeq and is a predicted model, not a curated record. The transcript is spliced from 3 exons. Lineage: Eukaryota; Fungi; Ascomycota; Sordariomycetes; Xylariales; Hypoxylaceae.
UUGUAGGUCAUCGCCGUGAGGGAAGCUCUCUCAUUGGUUUGGCGGCCGGUAUUUCCGUACCGUCAUCACCAACGGGAUCGUGCAGGGGGAUGCAGCCGCUACAGGUACCAAAUAUACACGCACUUUUGAUUUAACCUUACUCUCUCUCUUAUCCUGUCAUCGACCAACUCAUGUACCAACUUGUCAGUCCUAUAAGAGACCCCACUCGUCCCUUGAGCCGCGAGCCUCGUUCACGAUGGUUUGUAUAUCUCUUAUUAACAUCCCUCAUCCCUACCGGGGACUGUUCCUUUUCCUAUAUUUCUUAGUUCACUUCUCGGAACAGUCUCCCUUUAGUUAGGUACCUAGACUAUUCCUUUAACUUCUUAGCAAACAAACGGGUGUUGUCUUAGUCGCCGCAAUGAAUUCAGCUUCACCUACUACAAGCACCUCCACAAACAGAGGUGGCCGUCCUAAGGAUUGGACCGACCCCAGAGCUCGGAGACUCGUGCGACUGUAUAUCUAUACGAGGUUACCCUUCGAGCUUAUAUUAAAACUCCUAGAAGAAGGCGUCUGGAAACCUGGCAAGGAUGCUGCCAAUAAGGUCAAGAAUUCGCUCCUCGGAAAUGAUCCUAGGUGGAUAAGACCCAAGGAUGAGGAUGACGAGAGAAGACGUAUAGCAGGCCUCAAAAACAGCCGACGCGGGACAAGGUUUCGCCAGAGGACAUCAUCAUCGCAUCUUGCCAAUGAACACCUAACAGUCUGUGGUUCUGGCUGGCAUGAUGAUGACAGUUUGACUCUUGCUCAAUCCAACCAACCCUCCUUCGAGUAUAUCAAACAAGAGCCGAAUCGUCACAGUUCCGAAGUUGGAGCCAACUUUCCAAAUAUCACCUAUCAUGAUAAUUAUGACGACAAUGCUGCACUACAGUUCUCUUGGUCUCUCAAUAACUCGAACACAUCUCGCCGGGACACCAAUCUGACUAAUUCUACCGAAACCAGCAUGAGCAGUAGCUUUCAGGAGAAGCUUUCAACCGUGUCUCGAGACCAAGCGAAGGGUGCUUGGCGUGUCUUGAAACGAUAUACCUUCCCACAGAAUCCUGAUAUCAACCGAAGGAAUGCUUUUUCUCCGGUGCUCUCCCCUGGGCCGUCAGGUGCUCCUAUGCCUGAUCCGUUCAGCUCAAGGCACGCACUUCCCGGAGACUUCUUGAAUACAGAUUUGUUCAACGGAGAAAAUAAAUGCGGAGUUGGAUCUCCUUCUCACGAGGCCGAGACCUGUUGGUGCCGGAUCGUCAAUGAGCUGAGACCGCCUUAUGAGACAUGGCCAAUCAAUAAUGAUCAUCCUACUAUCUACGACAUUUAUUCCAACAGCCUACAUGAAAUCAGAGAUCCAUUUGGUAACACAGUAUUCCAUUGGCUCGCCGGCGCGAUUGGAGACAGGAAUUAUUUCCUCAAUCUCAUCACUCAAGCACUAAGCCAGAACUUGCAACUAAUUCACGCGACGAAUACAGCUGGGCAGACAUUUCUCCAUCUUCUUCAUAACUCUUGGUUUGAUGACGAAAUACUAUUGGAGCGACUCCUCAACAUGCUUAGGGAUGCUGACUUCAACAUCUUGGCAACCGAUGUUUACGGCCGUAGCUUUUUCCACCUGCUGCAGAAUAAGAAGCGGGACUCUAUUCGCAUACCGGAACACUUAUUUAAUCGGGAAUUACUUCAGCGGCGGGAUGCAUUUGGUGUUAAGCCAAUGGACUCUCAAGCGCAACAGCCAGAGCCACCUACGGCACAAGGCAUACCCCGUGUGAACCCCUUAAAUACAAGGGGUGCGAGUAAUGCGGAGUGUUUACUAGGGGUUCUCGAAAUACCUUCCGAUCGAGGGGACGAUGCUCAAAUUCGAACGCAAGCUGAGCUUGUACGAAUAGUUGUCGACGCUAUUAAGGUCGAUCCGGUCAACUCGACUAAUCAGAACUCUUUGACGGAAGAUGCGCACGGACGCAAUGCGCUUCACGCUCUCGCAGAAGUUGAGCUCGACAUUGACCGGGUCCAACAUCCCACUUAUGAUAACCAACGACAUAAGAAGAGGAAAUUCAAGGAGGAGGAAGGGGAACCGCGACCUGACAGUAGCCACAAUAGCAAAAGAUUGGAAUUUCUUGAAGGUAUCAUCGCUUCCUCUGUUGAUGUUAACCAUUAUGACAACCGUGGACAAACACCCUUAAUGGCCUUUAUCGCGCUAAGGCCAGAGGACUCGAGAUCGGACAAAGAAGAUAUGGAAAGGUUCAUUCGGAAAAUAGUCGAGGCGGGUGCCAAUCUUGAGCAGCGCAAUCGUGAAGGCAAGACUGCCCUCCACGUCGCUGCUUGCUCCGGGAAAAAGGUUGCCCUGAAAGAACUACUUCAACUGGGAGCCAAUCCCUACGUUCGUGACGCAUGUGGCUUAAGCGUUCUGGCCGCCAUUGACGAGAUAUGGAUCCAUACCGAAAGAGAUGGCGCCCUCACAGCUCGACUAGAAGCAUGUCGAGGUGUGUUUACCAGUCUCGUGCAGCCGGACGCCCAGGAGCCCAGCGUUGUACAGGAAUGGGGAGUGAGGAGACCAACACCUAGAUUAUGACAGAAACCAACUAGCUACCGCAACCCUUCGAAAUGGGGUAUUUCUAUGGAAGUACAAGUGGAACUACGAGAGACGAUGUACGAUUACCUAUUGCCGUCUUUUUCAGGUCUUGAUAGAUACCCUUGUAUAUUUUAACGGAGUUCUGGGGACGGCGAGGUAUUGUACAAUUCGCCUUUGAUAGGCUAGAAUAGAGCGGUCAGUCCGAUUAGAUACAUAGAAUGAAGAGAUAGAAUGAAGAGAAAGAAAGAAAAAUUUGCUCUGCU